Cydia fagiglandana is the source of this 3111-nucleotide messenger RNA. It is a transcript of the gene Mapmodulin, whose product is annotated as acidic leucine-rich nuclear phosphoprotein 32 family member A. The record is from RefSeq and is a predicted model, not a curated record. Gene Ontology annotation, molecular function: histone binding. The transcript is spliced from 7 exons. Gene Ontology annotation, cellular component: nucleus. The coding region runs from base 135 to 1043 and encodes 302 amino acids. Lineage: Eukaryota; Metazoa; Arthropoda; Insecta; Lepidoptera; Tortricidae.
GGCGCACAACGUCACUCACUCGUGUAUCUAUAGUUUCCUUCUGUUUUGAAACCCAAGCCUAGUGAAUUAGAUCUUGAAAAUAAUUGUUAAGGUGGUUUAAAAGUGCUCUGAUUGUUGAUUAAAAUACAGCUACGAUGGAAAAGAGAGUCGCCUUGGAAUUACGGGGAAGAAACCCUUCACAGGUCAAGGAAUUGAACCUCGAUAACUGCAGGAGCACCAAUGUUGUUGGUUUGACAGAUGAAUAUACAAACCUCGAAAUUUUAAGCCUUAACAAUGUUGGGCUUACAACACUCAAAGGAUUCCCCACACUUCCCAAACUGAGGAAAUUAGAACUCUCUGAUAACAGAAUAUCAAAUGGACUAAAUUUCCUCAGCGGCUGCAAAAAACUUACACAUCUGAACUUCUCGGGUAACAAAAUCAAGGAUUUGGAAACACUGAAACCAUUGGAGGAAUUCAAAAAUCUAAAGAACUUAGACCUCUUUAACAAUGAUGUUACUAAUAUUGAGGACUACAGGAACAAGGUCUUCGCCUUACAUCCAGCUCUAAAAUAUUUAGAUGGCCUGGACAAGGAAGACCGGGAGGCUGAAGACAGCGAUGCCGAGGAAGAGGAUGAAAUGAAUGGGAAUAAUGACAGUGAGGAGGAUGAUGUGGACAUAGAUUUGGGUCCGCUGGUGAUUGACGAUGAGCCCUCAGAUAGGCCGCCAGAGAGCAGAUCCUCUCUCCCUGUUGUAUUGUACACAAUUUACGGCCUACUAUUUCACAUGGGGUAUCUUACCAAAAGUUCCGAAGUGGAAGAAGAAGAGGAUGAUGACGAAGACGAUGGUGAGAUCUCACUAAGUGCAGUCUACAAUGAAAAUCUUGAGGAGGAGAGCUCGGACAGCUCCGUGUACGAGGGCUCGGAGGAUGAGGAGGACGAUGACGACGAUGACGAAGAGAUUGACGCGGAUCACAAGUCAAAGAUAGACGGGGAAGACGCAGACGGCGAGCCGGAGGAGAGCACUCGGGGUAAAAAGCGGAAACACGACGACGACGAAGAGAAUUGAGGGUUGCCUUAAGCGGAGUUAUCUUACUAGUUCGUAAGUGUACAGCCUCCGAUGCAUCGGACAAUAAACUUGAUCACAACAGAGGUACAGUCAUCCCCAUAGACUAGUUGGCAGUUGUGAGACUAUAUCGCAGGAGUUCCCAACCGGUAGCGUGCGACGUAGCGAGACUCUUAUAAAAAAUUGACAUGAAAAUAUUUUUGCAAAAAAAGUUGUGAACCCCUGUUCUAACGGCACCCUCUGGCUAGCUCAUCCGCUUCUUCUCUUAGUGUUAACUUACCCCUUACUUAUCGUUGUCGAUUAUCGUAACGAUUUGUCAUACACACGAUAGAUAAAACUGCGCAAAUCGGACUGCACAGAUUAAUCGCUACGAUUUAUAGUUACGUGUGUAGCCGGCAUUAAUCUUAACACAUUUACUGCCACCAACGCACGUAAUAAUAUGCGUUCACCGUAAUACAAGUUGAUUCCUAAUCCACCGCCCCCUGGCAGUGAAUGCGUUUAAGCGCCUCGGCGCCACCAGAAUGUUUUCUAUCAUUACGAUGUUGAUGUCUUUUCCGUGUAAUCUGUAGUUUGUUGUCCGACAAGUUAAUGUUUCAAUAAAAUUGUUUAUGUAGUAAUAUUUUUUUAUUCUAUUGACAUACUUAAUUUUAGUCUAAUCAUUGAAAUGAAAGUGCAAGAAACUAGCAUUAAAUUAAAUUAGCUCUCAAAAGUUUUGGUAUCAAUUAUAUUAAAAUUAGAUUUAAGGUAAAGGAACAAGACAGUAAAUUAUCAGUGCCCUUGGAAUCCAUUCUAGUGUUAAAUUUACAUUAGUAGAGCCUUGCGGCUUUUUUCCAUGUUUUUGUGACUAAGAAUAAUUUAGACCAAAGUUGCUGUUGGAAAUAAGCCGCAAGCAAGAUUUUGAGAGUUAUGGCAGCCAAUGAAUGAUGAAAUUAAUUAAUGAAAUAUAUACAGUAAAGACAAAAAUUAUAAUAUUUAAAACUUUUGCGUUUUGAACACAUAUAUUAACUCACAUUUAUAUCGGGUCUAUCGCGAAUUUUUUUAAUUAAAUUAUUACCUUUAUUUACCGACGGUCGUGGUCGCGGCUAAUGGUAACAUUCCAUUUCUGACCGCAGCUGCACUACUGGUACUAAACGCAUCGGUGUUAUUGUCAAUUUCCAUAGUAAAAUGAACGGCAAUGCAGCUGUCGUUGGAAAUGGACUGUCAAUUGAUGAUGAUAUCCCAGCAAAAUGUCAAAACAGGGAUUUGUGCUACUACUGAUUUGCCAGUUAGCCGCGACCACGACCAGUGAAACCUGUGAGCCUACCGCGAACCACGUUCGACGUGUUGCUUCCCUGUCACACUUACGUACGAAUUUACAAGUGCGACAGAGAGGCAACACGUCGAACGUGGUGCGCGGUAAGCCCUCUGUGUCGAAACGUCGGUAAAUAAUGGUAAUAAAAUAUAUUCGCGUUAGACCCGUCUAUAAAUGUGAGUUAAAGACAAAUUAGUUGCAAAUGACAACACUUAUGAUUAUCGCCUUGGCACACAUACAACAUGGACCACCCUUCACUGUAAACAUAACAUGAUUUUCUUUUCUAACUAAUCCAUGUUUAACAAAACGUCUCGUCAAUACCUACAUUUUGACGCUGAAGCGUUUUUCAGUAGUUUUAUAUUGUAAUAAUUUAAUAUUAAGUUUUGUUACUUUGUAUAUGUGGAUUUUUAAUGUUUAGCAAUCUCACUAAUGAUAACUGAAACGUUUAUCAGUAUCACUAAAUUCCAUUGGGCGUAGUAAAUUAAUUCAAUCAAGUCUUUGACAUCCUAAUGAGUUCAGAGAGUAUUUUUCUACAAUCAUUUUAAUCUUAAUGAAAGAGCAAUUAAUGCACUUUAGAAUAUCAAUGAUAAUAUGAGAUGUUUGGUUGAUGCAACGUAGUAAACGUGCCAGAUAUGAUGAAGAGAAUUUUAGUUAAUAAUUUUAUUGUAUUAUGUAAGUCAUUAAGUUUAAGUAAUUUACAACUUGGCCUGUUGAUAUAUAUUGUAUAAUCCUAUUAAGAUUUUUAUUUCUGGGAUUGUAAAAUAAAAACUUAAACUUUAA